CUUAUCCACUUAUCGCACAAGCCACCAAGCCGUCAUGGAUGACGAGAAGACAGCUUUGGACAAAUUCUUCCGUGCCUCUUACGACGCACUUCUGGAGCUAUGUUCUACCAACAUCAAUCAAUUCGAGGAUGAGCCACUCAACCCAGUGACCUACACCAUCAGUCAUGCCGCAGAAUCCCUCCUAAGCAAUGCAGAAUUUCCCGAGUACCUUCGUCUAAGAGUACUGCGUGUCGUGGCCAAUGUCUUAGUCGAUGAGUCCAUAGCGCAGGAGACCAUCGACAAGGCCCGGAAGAGCUGGAAGUUGGGUGAACACCACGGGAGCUGGAUUGAGCGCGCCUGUGAGUUGGACUUGUGGCUCUCCUUCGAUGGAAAGUAUGCAGACAAGGAGAUGCCAUUCUCUCACCAUGGCUAUGUCGUUCCCAGUAACACCUUGGAGACUGAGAGCGAGUGGGAUAUUGUGGACGAGGUGGAUGCACAGAGCGACUGGACGGAAGAUGACAUUGAAAGCAUCUCUAACGGCGGAUCAGACAAAUCAUCGACCAAGUCCGGAAAGCCUACAGUCCCGCCAAAGUCACCUGAGCUGUACGAACGCUUUCCUGUCGGCAAGCACGACAACAUCACUACCUAGCAACAAUUCCACCCCUGUCCAAAUCCAAUGAAAGAGUCUGAGAGAUGAAACACUCGCGCAUGAACGACACCGACGGAACACAUCUUGAACUUUCCCUUGCUUUCCAUGCU
Aureobasidium pullulans EXF-150 is the source of this 738-nucleotide messenger RNA. RefSeq lists its product as uncharacterized. NCBI's taxonomy places the organism in Eukaryota, Fungi, Ascomycota, Dothideomycetes, Dothideales, Saccotheciaceae. The transcript has 2 exons. Bases 35 to 628 code for a protein of 197 amino acids. The record is from RefSeq and is a predicted model, not a curated record.